CAGCCAUUAAGCAUAUUAGUAAUGGUUUUGCUUAAAAGCUCAUAAGCGAUUUGCAGAGCCAAGUUGCAUUGCCAUCGCGCUUCGGAAGAAAUCACAGCUUGACGCCAUGGCCCCAAAUUUCGACCUCAGGGAUCGUGUAGUUGUCAUUACCGGUGGUUCUGGAGGCAUUGGCUUCGCGACAGCUCAACUCCUCCUCUCACAAGGUGCAAAAGUCUCAAUAGCAGAUGUUUCAGAUGCUGCACUAAGAAAAGCUGUUGCCAUGCUUGAAGGCGAGCAGCAUCCAGGUCAACUCUAUUCCCAAGUCGUAGAUGUGAGGAAACCCGAUGAAGUCAACGAUUGGAUCAAGAAAACAGUGAAAAAAUUUGGAAAGCUUGAUGGCGCAUGCAACCUUGCUGGUGUCAUUCCAAAAGGGAUCAACAAGGACACGAUUGAAACUAUGCCGGACGACGAGUGGCACUUUGUGAUUGAUGUAAAUCUACAUGGAGUCAUGCACUGCAUGAGGGCCCAAAUUCAAAAUAUGAACAACGAGGGUUCAAUCGUCAAUGCAAGCUCAAUAGCUGGAAUAAUGGGAUUCCCAAAAAAUGCGGCUUACACGGCCUCGAAACACGCUGUCAUUGGUCUCUCUCGAUCUGCCGCAAAAGAGGUUGGUGAUCGUUUUAUUAGGGUAAAUUGUAUAUCGCCUGGAAUAAUUGAUACUCCAAUGCACCAAGCAUCUAAUAAGUCGAGAGGUGGCGAUCCUUCACAACUAAGAUGGCAAAUUGCACGCAAAGGAAAGGCAGAAGAAGUUGCUGCCCUUAUCAAUUGGCUAUUAUCACCGUAUUCUAAAUAUAUAACUGGAUCAAUCCAAACCAUUGAUGGUGGCUGGACUUCCUAGUUUAUACUAAGUAUCCUAUUUGAGCUUAUUAUCAUAGUGAAUAUAUUGG
Molecule: messenger RNA, 923 nt
Organism: Verruconis gallopava
Lineage: Eukaryota; Fungi; Ascomycota; Dothideomycetes; Venturiales; Sympoventuriaceae
Exons: 4
Coding region: 107-874 (255 amino acids)
Molecular function (GO): oxidoreductase activity, acting on the CH-OH group of donors, NAD or NADP as acceptor
Source: RefSeq, a predicted model, not a curated record